Molecule: messenger RNA, 312 nt
Organism: Sabethes cyaneus
Lineage: Eukaryota; Metazoa; Arthropoda; Insecta; Diptera; Culicidae
Gene: Vm32E
Product: vitelline membrane protein 15a-1
Exons: 1
Coding region: 1-312 (103 amino acids)
Source: RefSeq, a predicted model, not a curated record
AUGAACCAGCUCGUUACGUUAACCUUGGCAGUGGCGGCCCUUGCAGCGGUGUGCACGGCCAGUUACGCUCCUGCCAAGUACGAAGCCCCGAAACCUGCUUAUCACGCACCGGCUCCAUCGUACCAUGCACCCACGGCGGUUAAGUGCGGCUCAAACCUGCUGAUCGGCUGUGCUCCCAGUGUUGCGCACGUUCCUUGCGUUCCAUCGCACGGUGGCGGCCACAGCUACGGCGGCGGUCACGGAGGUCAUGGAGGACACGGAGGAGGUUACCACCGCGCUGCGGAAUCGGAAGCGUUCGAUCAGAUGGACUAA